This is a messenger RNA of Cyanistes caeruleus (blue tit), 1298 nucleotides long. Lineage: Eukaryota; Metazoa; Chordata; Aves; Passeriformes; Paridae. The record is from RefSeq and is a predicted model, not a curated record.
GUGCUCCCCCGUCGUCUCCCCGGGGUAUCCUGGUCCCUCGCUGCCAUGGCCAUGCAGAUGCAGCUCGAGGCCAGCGCAGACACAUCAGCAGAGGAGGAAAGCUUUGGGCCACAGCUCAUAUCCAGGUUGGAGCAAUGUGGCAUAAAUGCCAAUGAUGUGAAGAAGCUGGAAGAAGCUGGAUUUCACACAGUGGAGGCUGUGGCUUAUGCACCGAAGAAGGAGCUGCUGAACAUUAAAGGCAUCAGCGAAGCCAAAGCCGACAAAAUCUUGGCUGAGGCAGCCAAACUGGUUCCCAUGGGCUUCACCACAGCCACAGAAUUCCACCAGCGGCGGUCGGAGAUCAUCCAGAUCACCACUGGCUCCAAAGAGCUGGAUAAGCUGCUUCAAGGAGGAAUAGAAACAGGGUCCAUAACAGAAUUAUUCGGGGAAUUCCGUACUGGGAAGACGCAGCUGUGUCACACGUUGGCCGUCACCUGUCAGCUCCCCAUAGACCGUGGGGGCGGUGAGGGAAAAGCCAUGUACAUCGACACGGAGGGGACCUUCCGUCCAGAGCGGCUCCUGGCCGUGGCUGAAAGGUAUGGCCUGUCUGGCAGCGAUGUCCUGGACAACGUGGCCUAUGCUCGGGGCUUUAACACCGACCACCAGACGCAGCUGCUGUACCAGGCUUCGGCCAUGAUGGCUGAAUCACGGUACGCGCUGCUGAUCGUGGACAGUGCCACAGCCCUGUACCGCACGGAUUACUCGGGAAGGGGGGAGCUCUCCGCCAGGCAGAUGCACCUGGCCAGGUUCCUGCGGAUGCUGCUGCGCCUGGCGGACGAGUUUGGAGUGGCUGUCGUCAUCACAAACCAGGUGGUGGCACAGGUGGAUGGAGCUGCCAUGUUUGCUGCAGAUCCCAAAAAGCCCAUUGGAGGCAAUAUCAUCGCUCAUGCUUCCACCACCAGGCUGUACCUGCGGAAAGGCCGAGGUGAGACCAGGAUCUGUAAAAUCUAUGACUCUCCGUGUCUUCCCGAGGCUGAAGCCAUGUUUGCUAUCAAUGCCGACGGAGUGGGAGAUGCUAAAGACUGAAAACUCCUUCUCUUCCCCUGGAUCCCAAGACUGUGUCUGUAAGAGGCUCCGUUCCUGGUGGCACCUUAGGGAUACUUCCCAAGGCAGCGGGCAGAGGAAGCUGUGGUGUGUCAGUGUGGGAACCAUCGGGACACACCGAGCACAGCCGGAGCUGUUGGGAAGAGAUCUCCCUCUGGGCUGCAGGCACAGCUGAGGUCCCUGUGCUUCCUCAGCAACAUUCCCAGAGGACCAUA